GGAUAGAGGCAUUCUGAUUAGAUCGUCUCUGAAAUAGGCUGGUGGUAACUAUCAACUAACAUGCGUAUCAAAAUGUUUAGUAUCUUGGCCGGUGUGAUUAUGGCUGUGGCCCAUGUACAAGCCAAUGCAGCGUCGUUCGUAACUCCAUGCAAAGCAGAAGACUCUAAAUGCAUCAAAGAGAACGUUGCAGCGGGUUUCGCAGCGUUUUCAAAUGGCAUACCUGAGCUGGGCGUAAAGCCUCUGGAUCCAAUAAUCCUGAAGAAAGUGGACGCCAGUAGAACUGGACUUAAGCUUAUUGUCACUGACGCUUCUGUUGAAGGACUAGGGAAAUGUGUAGCUAAGAAGGCUUCACGAGACGUAGAAAAGGGAAAGCUGUUCGUGAAAUUCCAGUGCGACGGUAAACUUGAAGGACAGUACGAGAUGGACGGACAACUCUUGAUCCUCCCUAUUCGCGGCAAAGGACCCGUACACGCCGUACUUAGAAAACUUGUCAUAAGCACUGAAUUUGACUUGGGUGAAAAAGUUGGAAAAGACGGCAAAAAACACUGGCACAUCAAGAAAUGGACACAUUCCUUCGAACUAAAAGACAAAGCUGACUUAGUUUUCGAAAACUUAUUCGAAGGAAACGAAGUCUUAGGUCGUGCUGCCCGCGAGCUGAUAUCCUCCAAUGGCAACGACGUAGUGUACGAAAUCGGCCCCCCAGUAGUUAAAGCGAUGUUGGAAGAGAUAGUUUCUUCGGUGCGAAAUUUCUUCAACAAUGUCCCUGCCGAAAACCUUACCUUAGACGUUUAGAAGCUAAAAAUCUUAUUAUCUGUUCAUGUUAUUUUGGAUGACAAUUAAUAAAUGGUUGAUU
This is a messenger RNA of Hyposmocoma kahamanoa, 853 nucleotides long. RefSeq names its product circadian clock-controlled protein-like. The record is from RefSeq and is a predicted model, not a curated record. The transcript has 5 exons. NCBI's taxonomy places the organism in Eukaryota, Metazoa, Arthropoda, Insecta, Lepidoptera, Cosmopterigidae. Bases 61 to 792 code for a protein of 243 amino acids.